Messenger RNA from Lathyrus sativus (Indian pea), 1734 nucleotides. NCBI's taxonomy places the organism in Eukaryota, Viridiplantae, Streptophyta, Magnoliopsida, Fabales, Fabaceae. The record is from the annotation of a GenBank genome assembly.
AUGCGCAAUUUCAGUUUCUUCCACCGUUUCUCCAAAACCUUCCGUGAUUACGACUCGCAGUUCAAGAUUGUCCUCCUCUGCACCACCGUAAGUGGCGGUGGCCUUUUGGCAUACGGUGAGGCUGUCGCGACGUCUGAAGCGGCGGUACCUGAGAAGAAAAAGGUGUUGGUGCUGGGAACUGGUUGGGCUGGAACAAGUUUCUUGAGGAAUCUUAACGAUCCUCGAUAUGAGGUUCACGUUGUCUCUCCUCGCAAUUAUUUUACAUUCACUCCUCUGCUGCCCAGUGUUACCUGUGGCACCAUCGAGGCUCGCAGCAUUGUUGAACCUGUCCGCAAUAUCUUCAGGAAGAAACAUGUGGACUCUCGAUUCAGUGAAGCAGAAUGUAUCAAGAUUGAUUCAGUAAAUAGAAAAGUUUACUGUCGAGCUGAUAUUAACAAUAAUUCGAAUGAAAAAGAAGAAUUCGUCGUGGACUAUGACUACUUAAUCAUUGCUGUGGGGGCUAAUGUCAACACAUUUAAUACUCCUGGAGUCACGGAGAAUUGUCAUUUCUUGAAGGAAGUUGAAGAUGCGCAGAGGAUAAGAAGAACUGUAAUUGACUGCUUUGAGAGGGCAAGUUUGCCAAGUGUAAGUGAUGAAGAAAAAAAGAGAAUUCUUCAUUUUGCUAUUGUUGGAGGUGGUCCAACUGGAGUGGAGUUUGCAGCAGCACUUCAUGAUUUUGUCAGUGAGGAUUUGGUCAAAUUAUAUCCCGGGGUAAAAGAUUUAUUUAAAAUUACCCUUCUGGAGGCUGGAGGUCAUAUCUUGAGCAUGUUUGACAAAAGAAUAACAGCUUUUGCUGAAGAUAAGUUCCGAAGAGAUGGUAUUGAUGUGAAAACAGGAUCCAUGGUUGUGAAGGUAUCUGACAGAGAAAUUUCCACUAAAGAAAUGAAAAGUGGAGAAAUGACUUCAAUUCCAUAUGGAAUGGCUGUCUGGUCAACUGGUAUUGGCACUCGUCCAUUCAUAAAAGAUUUUAUGACACAAAUUGGUCAGAUUAACAGACGUGCCGUUGCUACUGAUGAAUGGUUAAGAGUUGAGGGAACCAAUAAUGUGUAUGCGCUUGGUGAUUGUGCUACAAUAAACCAGCGAAAAGUCAUGGAAGAUAUUGUGGCAAUAUUUAAGAAGACGGAUGCAGACAACUCAGGAACAAUUACGCUAAAAGAAUUUCAGGCGGUAAUGGAUGACAUCUUUGAAAGAUACCCUCAGGUGGAGCUAUUCCUAAAGAAUAAACAGAUGCGCGGCAUUGCCGAUCUUUUGGAAGAAUCCAAAGGAGAUGUUGAAAAAGAAUCUAUUGAAAUUAAUAUCGAAGAACUCAAAACUGCACUUUUCAAUGUGGACUCGCAGAUGAAAUUUCUUCCUGCUACAGCUCAGGUUGCAUCUCAGCAAGGAGCCUACCUGGCCAAGUGUUUUAACCGGAUGGAAGAGUGUGAAAGAAAUCCAGAGGGUCCUAUUAGGUUCAGGGGAGAAGGUCGUCAUCGGUUCAAACCCUUCAGGUACAAGCAUUUGGGUCAAUUUGCUCCUCUGGGAGGAGAGCAGACAGCUGCACAGCUACCUGGAGAUUGGGUUUCAAUUGGACACAGUAGUCAAUGGUUGUGGUAUUCUGUCUAUGCAAGCAAGCAAGUCAGCUGGCGCACAAGGGCAUUAGUGGUAUCAGACUGGAUGAGACGCUUUAUUUUUGGGAGGGACUCGAGUCAAAUCUGA